AUCCUUGAGAAAUUUGUGUAGUUUUUGUUGCACAGAGAAAUGCUGAAAUUUCAAGAAACUGCUAAGCAUGUCACUGUUGCCAGAUUUAAUUCUGCUUGCUCAGAUGCUGUGAUUGCAAGAAGAUACACUAUUCAGAGGAAACUUGGCAAUGGAAGCUUUGGAAGUGUGUAUUUGGUUAAUGACAGAAAAGCAAAACAAGGAGAAGAAUUAAAGGUCCUAAAGGAAAUCUCUGUUGGAAACCUAAAGCCUAAUGAAACAGUUGAAGCAAAUCUGGAAGCACAACUACUCUCCAAAUUAGACCAUCCAGCCAUUGUCAAAUUUUAUGCAAGCUUUGUGGAGCGAGAUAGUUUCUGCAUUAUCACUGAGUAUUGUGAGGGUGGAGACCUAGACUUUAAAAUUCAAGAGUACAGAGAUUCUGGGAAGAUGUUCACUCAAAGUCAAGUAAUAGACUGGUUUAUACAGCUGUUACUCGGAGUCAACUAUAUGCAUGAAAGACGGAUACUUCACAGGGAUUUGAAAGCCAAGAAUAUAUUUUUGAAAGAUAAUCUUCUUAAAAUUGGAGACUUUGGAGUUUCUUGUCUUUUGAUGGGUUCAUGUGAUCUUGCAACUACUUUUACUGGGACACCAUACUACAUGAGUCCAGAAGUACUGAAGCACCAGGGAUAUAAUACAAAAUAUGACAUUUGGUCUCUGGGAUGCAUUUUGUAUGAGAUGUGCUGUUUGAACCAUGCAUUUACUGGACAGAAUUUUUUGUCUGUUGUGUUAAAAAUUGUGGAAGGUGAAACACCUUCUCUUCCUGACAGAUAUCCAAGCAAACUGAAUGCUGUGCUAUGCAGCAUGUUAAGUAAGAAUCCCUCAUUGAGACCAGCAGCAGCAGAGAUCCUAAAAUCCCCUUAUAUUGAUGAACAACUACAGAAAAUACAGUACAAGUUCACAAACAUGACUGUGAAAGACAAGGCACUUAACUGUCAGAAAGAAUCUGCUCCUAUUUUUGGUGCUGUGCAGAAGAAAGUUCAUUUGCAAACUCUGCAGGAACUUUCUGAAGUUCAGAAAAUGACACCGCGGGAACGAAUGCGGCUGAGGAAGUUAAAUGCUGCAGACGAGAAGGCAAAGAAGUUGAAGCAGCUGGCAGAAGAAAAAUAUCAAGAAAAUAUCAAAAGAAUGCAAGAAUUCAGGUCCCGUAAUUUUCAGCAGCUGAAUGUCAAUGUUCUACAUGAAUCUGCUGAGCAGACUUCAAAACACCUCAUUCAUUCCCAGCCAGCCACUAUGGGCAACUAUGUGUCCACAGGACAGGAUGAACCAAGAGGGAAUGGGACAAGUGAACUCAGCGUGUCUGAACUUACAGACCACGAGAUCCCUGAAGACCCAGAAAUUGCAGAAGAAUAUUAUAAAGAUGAGUUUGAAUCCUGUUCAGAAGACAGUGAAGAGGAGGAAGAUGCAGAAUUGUCAUGGACAGUCUCUAGGACAAAUUACCAGGACAGUGAUAUGGAGGCAAUGGUUGAGUAUUUGGAGAGUGUCCUGAAUAGCAGCUCAUUGGGCUCGAGGACUGUCACCAGAGUGUCUCCAGGGGAGCCCCGGGGAUUCAGAGCUCUCAACAGCACAAUGGCUGAGACCAAGCUGAAACGCAUGAGGGAAUCUGCCAUUGGGAAGCUGGGAGUGGAGGCAUUUGAGGCAGUGUACAGCUGCCUCAAGCAAGCGAGACAGCAGAAUGCCAGUGAGGAGGAGCUCAGACGCUGUCUGGAGAAACUGGUUUCUAGGGCAAGUGAUUGCUUCGAAGUGGAUCAGCUGCUGUACUUCGAGGAGCAGCUCCAGGCUUUAGAGCCACAUCUCCAGCUGUAACAGUGUGUCUGCAACAGCCAGGAAUGGCACCAGGGGGAAGGGACCUCCUUCAGGCCAGCAGGCAAGUACAGGAGUAUCGCCAGCUGGGGGACAAAUCACCAACAGGACGGGACUGCCAAGGAACACAUCUCAAGCUGUUUUGUUUUCCAGCAUCAGUCUCAUUACAUGGUUAUGACAAUGGGAAGAUGCCAGCAGCUCACAUGUCAGGCAGCAGACAAAGAACUUAAUGUUACAACUUACUUUAAAAGUUUUUUGACCAAUCACACAAAGCAAAAGCAUAUUUACAGUAGUUCUGUCCAACCACUAUAAGCACACAUACCUUUGGUUAAAACAAUGUUUCCUUAUUUCGAAUACAAUACUGCUUGUAAGUCUUAAAACACAAUGCACAGAGCUCUAUUAUUAAGCUUAGAACUUUCUAAUAUAUUGCUAGAUAUACUUUUCUGCAGCUUAGGGAGUUAUUCUAGACAAGCAUUAAUACACAGACCAUUGUUCUAUUUGUCCUUACUUUUCUACUUCUUAUAUAAUUUUGCUGCUGACAAAUCUUAUGGCUACUGCUUAGCUGUAAUUCCAGUUCUGCUAUCUUUGAGGCCUGCCUUUUGCAGCUUUCCCAAAACCCUCUGAUUUUAAAGAUUCUCACACAGGAGGUAUUUGUAGGACACUGCUGAGGGUAAUGUAGUACCUAAGCAUGUGGGUAAGCUCCAUUUGAGAGUCCAGACUGCAGUGAGAAGUGGGUAAAUAUGGCACUAAUUUAAGGGGCAGGAAGAGGAACAAAUGUCUGUGACAGUGGAGGGAGGAUUCACAGUUACCUGUGUCCCCUUCUUCUGCCACUUAAAGCAAAGGAAGGGUGCUCUGGGCUGUGCCUGGAUGCCAGUCCUGCACUCAGAGCAUCACUGGCAAAGCUGCCUUUGAUGGAAUGAUGCAGGAUUAGACUCCAGCUGCUGUUGAUUUCUGUGCUAACUCAUCCUUGUGAUACUUAUGCCCAUAAUUUUUGUAAUUUGGCAGAUUUACUUUUAAACAUAUAUGUAUAUGUACGGCCACUCAGCCCCUAAUUGUCUUGUUAUUAUUGAUUGUUCAAAAGGGCUGCAUUAAAUCUGAGCUUCAAAGGAACUGUGGACAUACAUACAUACAUGUGUGCAUAUUUAUAUACAUAUAUGCAUGCUCACAUACACAGAGAUAGGUGUGUAUGUUCAUAAUGGCAGAAGUAUGUCUGGUCAUACACUGUACUUGUCUAAAGAGUUUCUUUGCAUUAAAUUCAUUCUUCAAAAGUGGAACAAUAAGCUGAUUUUUUUUCUGCA
Messenger RNA from Agelaius phoeniceus (red-winged blackbird), 3134 nucleotides. RefSeq names its product NIMA related kinase 11 (gene NEK11). Gene Ontology annotation, biological process: protein phosphorylation. Gene Ontology annotation, molecular function: protein kinase activity; ATP binding. The record is from RefSeq and is a predicted model, not a curated record. NCBI's taxonomy places the organism in Eukaryota, Metazoa, Chordata, Aves, Passeriformes, Icteridae.